AAAAGAUAUAUUUGUCCUAUAUGCCGUAAAAGAUUCACACGCAGUAGUUAUUUAAGAAUUCAUGCACGUAUCCACACGGGAGAAACGCCCUUCUCAUGCUCCAUGUGUAACAAGAAAUUUAGAUACAAGCGUUCUCUCAUUGAACAUGUUGCCGACCAUAAACAAAUAAAACUUUAUCACUGCAACAUUUGCGACAAAGAAUAUAGUCGCCAGAGUACCGCACUCGAUUCACAGAAUUUAUAUUUGAAGAAAAGACUAAGCUUUACAUGUUCUAUCUGCAAAAAACACUUUGCAAAAGAACAUUUGAUACGUACCCAUAUUAAAAGUCAUGAACUUGAUGUGAAUCAAAGUUACACCUGUUCUUUGUGUGCUGAGAAACUACCUUCUGUGAAUGCAUUAAAAUCACAUGUUGUUCAGCACGCUGUCGAUAUUGUUAUAUUUUGUAGUGAAUGUGGUAAGGUGUUGAAGUCUGAACGACAGUUAACUCUCCAUCUGAAAACACACAACCCUUCAAAAUUCGUUUGUAAAGAAUGUGGACGUGAUUAUAAGACUCAGUAUAAUUACCAGAAACACUUGACGUGGCAUGAAACAAAACACGAAAUAAAGGCAAAGAGGAAUAGAAGAGCUGAUUGUGAAAUAUGUGCCAAAUCUGUUCGUGCAGAUUGUAUGAAAAACCACAUCAGAACUCAUACAGGGGAAAGACCAUUUCAAUGUGAUUAUUGUGGUGCAACGUUUAAACAAGGCACUCAUUUGAAGACUCACAUUAAAAUCCAUACCGGGGAGAAACCUUACCAAUGUAUUUAUUGUGGACAAGUGUUCAGAAAGACUGGUAAUCUGGUUGUCCACAUGAGGAAUCAUACAGGAGAGAAACCAUAUAAAUGUAAUGUGUGUAAUGAAAGUUUUAAACAUCUAGCUAUUUAUAAAGAACAUUUAGCAUCACAUCGUGGAGUGUCUUUGUACCAGUGUGAAUUUUGUGGACAUAAAUACAAGAGUCGUAGUGGAUAUGACUGUCACAAACGUCGAAACCACAAGAAAGAUGCCCUUUUUAAGUGC
Messenger RNA from Lottia gigantea (owl limpet), 1053 nucleotides. RefSeq lists its product as hypothetical. The record is from RefSeq and is a predicted model, not a curated record. The annotation marks the transcript as partial. NCBI's taxonomy places the organism in Eukaryota, Metazoa, Mollusca, Gastropoda, Lottiidae. The transcript has 5 exons.